This is a messenger RNA of Castor canadensis (American beaver), 1564 nucleotides long. RefSeq names its product potassium voltage-gated channel modifier subfamily G member 4 (gene Kcng4). The record is from RefSeq and is a predicted model, not a curated record. Gene Ontology annotation, biological process: action potential; protein homooligomerization; potassium ion transmembrane transport. Gene Ontology annotation, molecular function: delayed rectifier potassium channel activity. Lineage: Eukaryota; Metazoa; Chordata; Mammalia; Rodentia; Castoridae. Gene Ontology annotation, cellular component: voltage-gated potassium channel complex; membrane.
AGACGGUUGAACCCACCACUCCCAGGCCAGGACAUUUUCAGCGAUGCCCAUACCUUCAGGAGACAGGGGCCUGCGACCUGGACACCCCCACUAUGGCUCCUGCAGCCCCUUGAGCCCACGCUGGCCAGGUCCCCGAGAGGCACCAUCGGUCAAGGGCCUUUACUACCGCAGGGCCCAGAAGGUGGGUGCCCUGGACACCUCCCCGGUGGCCGAUCUGAAGAAGGAGAUCCUGGUGAACGUGGGGGGCCUCAGGUACCUCCUGCCCUGGAGCACCCUGGACGCCUUCCCUCUGAGCCGCCUGAGCCGGCUCCGGCUGUGCCGCAGCCAGGAGGAGAUCGUACAGUUGUGCGACGACUAUGACCCGGACAGGCAGGAGUUCUUCUUCGACAGGAACCCCAGUGCGUUCGGGGUGAUCGUGAGCUUCCUGGCGGCCGGGAAGCUGGUGCUGCUGCGGGAGAUGUGCGCGCUGUCCUUCCGGGAGGAGCUGAGCUACUGGGGCAUCGAGGAGGCUCACCUGCAGCGCUGCUGCCUGCGCCAGCUGCUGAAGAGGCUGGAGGAGGCGGCCGAGCUGGGCAGGGAGGAGGCCCUGCAGCGGCAGCGCGAGGCCCGGGGCCCGGACACGCACGCCUCGCGCUGGGCACGCUGCAUGCACCGCCUGCGGGACAUGGUGGAGAACCCGCAGUCUGGCCUGCCCGGGAAGGUCUUUGCUUGCCUCUCCAUCCUCUUCGUGGCCACCACAGCUGUCAGCCUGUGUGUCAGCACCAUGCCCGACCUCAGGGCCGAGGAGGACAAGGGCGAGUGCUCUCGGAAGUGCUUCUACAUCUUCGUGGUGGAGACCAUCUGCGUGGCCUGGUUCUCCCUGGAGUUCUGUCUGCGUUUCGUCCAGGCCCGGAACAAGUGCCAGUUCUUCCGAGGGCCUCUGAACAUCAUCGACAUCCUGGCCAUCUCCCCGUACUACGUGUCGCUCGCGGUGUCCGAGGAGGCCCCCGAGGCGGGCGAGAGGCUGAGCGGAAGCUCCUACCUGGAGAAGGUGGGGCUGGUGCUGCGCGUGCUGCGGGCGCUGCGCAUCCUCUACGUGAUGCGCCUGGCGCGCCACUCGCUGGGGCUGCAGACGCUGGGGCUCACCGUGCGCCGCUGCGCGCGCGAGUUCGGCCUGCUGCUGCUCUUCCUGGCCGUGGCCGUCACCCUCUUCUCCCCCUUGGUCUACGUGGCCGAGAAUGAGUCCGGGCGGGUCCUGGAGUUCACCAGCAUCCCCGCCUCCUAUUGGUGGGCCAUCAUCUCCAUGACAACGGUGGGCUACGGGGAUAUGGUACCCCGCAGCGUGCCAGGCCAGAUGGUGGCCCUCAGCAGUAUCCUAAGUGGGAUCCUCAUCAUGGCCUUCCCGGCCACGUCCAUCUUCCACACCUUUUCCCACUCCUACCUGGAGCUCAAGAAGGAGCAGGAGAGGCUCCAAGCCCGUCUCUGUCGCCUCCAAACCACCAGCUCCACCAGCGAGCGCGAGCUCCUGACCGAUGUGGACGACCCGGUCCUGGAGGGCCCGGCCUCCCCUGUCACUUACAUGUAA